UUACGACACAGACGUGCGACGGAAAUCUGUCAAUGCAUUUUUUUUUGGUCUGCUGACGAACCACUAGACCUGUCAAAAUUGCCUGCUUUUUUGGUUGAGGUUUUAGCAACUGUUUUACUUCUUUUGAAUAUUUUCCAUGAAAUAAUGGGUCGUGGAUAUAUAGUCCAAGAUGAUGUGGAGGGAUAUCUGUCGAAACUCUGUGAACAAAAGGCAGACCCAGUCACAGGACUGCUAAUUGGACAGAGCUCAACGCAAAGGGAUUUUGUUGUCAUGGCAAUUCGGACCCCCCAAAAGGAGGAGUCUGCUGCAGCAGCUAGAAACUCUGUGGACAAGGAGUGGGUCACCGAGCAUGCUCGACAGGUGUCCAGGAUGCUGCCCGGAGGCCUCUCUGUAGUGGGAGUCUUCAUCAUCACUAAUGCAGAUGCCAAGGACGCACUAACUACACUCCGACAGCUGCUGUUUGCAGUGGAAAAUCUGAUCUCCUCUGAGCACCUGUGGGACCCUGCAGAUGAUGAUGUCACAGACUGUGUCACGCUGCACAUCAAUCCCAAAACCAGAAAAACUGUCUGUAGAACCUUUGACAUCAAAGACCCCAAGAGUGUGGCUAAGCCUGCAGAUUGGAAGUACCAGUCGGGUUUGUGCUCCUCCUGGGCCACCGUGUCAUGCAGUCUAAAUGUAGACAUGCUGCUACCACUACCAAACAACAGAACCAGCACAGGAAAUAUGGAGGAAUGCCUUAAGGAAGGACUGAAAGCGUGGGCACACCAGAUUGAGAGCGGACUGUGUCUGAUUGAUGGAAAAAGGCUACCCGAGGACUCGGAGCUCACAGUGGGACAGAGGAGGAAUGUGAGACAGACAUACACAGCUCAGCUGCUCAUCACAACGGAAAACAAGAGGUUAACAGAUGUGAUUGAGCAGUGUGGCGGCAGCGUGUCAGUAACAGGAGCAAUCCACAGCAGAGCUUAUCUACACAGCAACAAGCCAAAGGCCAGACUGGCAGAGAAGCUGCUGAAGAGGGAUGUGGUUUCUACGGUGGCCACGAGAGUUCAAAUGAUGCUGGAGGAGCUGCUGGCAUCAGACCAGGAGAGCAAGGGCAGCUGCAGAGACAAACAACAGAAAGAGCUGUUCUGCCUCCCCCAUCGUAUCUUUUGUCCACUAAAAGUCAGCGGGCCACUCUGUGUGUGUGACUACCAGUUCAGUGAUGAGGGUUUAUCUGAGGUGACUGAGCGGUUGAAGGAGAUGCUGGACAUUGAUGCAGCUGAGGAAGACUUGGAUACCAGACAGGAAAUGACUUUUGAAAUCACAGGGUGUGAUAUUACACCAGAGCCCACUCAAGAAAAAGUCGAGGCGCCAGAGCACAAGAAAAACUACAUUGGUGUUGCCAUGGCUACAGCUGUUGCCUUACUUGCUACUGCCGCCUCGAUGCUGUAUCUCAAUGACAUUUGAGGAAAAUGAAAUAAAGAAAUAGUGUUUUGUUUUGA
This is a messenger RNA of Haplochromis burtoni (Burton's mouthbrooder), 1481 nucleotides long. RefSeq names its product odr-4 GPCR localization factor homolog (gene odr4). NCBI's taxonomy places the organism in Eukaryota, Metazoa, Chordata, Actinopteri, Cichliformes, Cichlidae. The record is from RefSeq and is a predicted model, not a curated record. Gene Ontology annotation, cellular component: endomembrane system. The transcript is spliced from 14 exons. Gene Ontology annotation, biological process: intracellular protein localization. The coding region runs from base 145 to 1446 and encodes 433 amino acids.